Messenger RNA from Arabidopsis arenosa, 1734 nucleotides. The record is from the annotation of a GenBank genome assembly. Lineage: Eukaryota; Viridiplantae; Streptophyta; Magnoliopsida; Brassicales; Brassicaceae.
AUUAUUUAUUGAUUACGUCACUGUUGUGGCGACUCAUCAUCGUCGGUUCGAAUCAGUUGAACUAAUCAUCUUUUCUUAACAAAGCAAAUACAAUAUUAGGACGCCGCUGCUUCCAUAAUUCCCGGCGAAUCAUUUGUUGUCUCUAACCGACAGCCACCGAUUUCUCCGGCGAAGAUGGUGAGUCCAACGAGAGACGCUAUCCAAUCUUAUAUGAGCAUCACUGGCGCGUCCGAGUCACUCGCGAUUCAGAGACUUGAGGAACAUGGCAAUAAUCUCCCUGAAGCCAUCAAUUCCCACUUUAGAGAUGUGGAAAGAAGCAUUUAUGAUGACUCAAGCUUAGACAGUCGUUCAGACUACAAUGUUGUGGAAGAUAACAAUCACGUUCGUGGUAACGAGACUAGGCCAGUCAACGAGCCUAGGCCAGUCCCAGGCGCACUUCCAUCUAUCCUCUCGGCUGCUCGGGCUUUUAGACCGUCUUUGCUUCUAGAUCCCAAUUACAGACGAAAUAUCUUUAGGCAGCUCAGCGGCUCUGCUCUCUCUGGAAGUCCUUCGCCAUCACCUCACACAGGAGAAGUCACAGGGUUCCCUGCUCACUCUACCUGGGGAAAUGAUCAGACUCAACCUCCUCCUCGACUUGGAGAGGUUGGAGACGGUUAUGCUAGACAUUCACCAACCUAUGGAUCCCAGGUCCAUGGUGGGACACAUAGGGAUGCUGCAUCACCCGUCCAUAGCAAUGAUGCAGAAGAAGAAAUGAUCAGAGCUGCCAUUGAGGCCUCGAAGAAGGAUUUUCAAGAGGGUCGUCACAACACUAGAUAUAGUUUGGACAAUGAUCCAUCUAGCGUUUUAUCUCCAAGAGAGGUUAUUAACCGGGAAGAUGAGGACAUUGCCCGUGCAAUUUCGAUGUCCUUAGAGAUGGAAGAGCAUGAGAAUGCGUUGCGAGAACAACUAGCUGAAUUUAUGCCUCAGUCCGUGGAGCAUCAUGACCCAUGUCAAUCUAAUACAAAUGAAAGUACCAGAUAUCAGCCUGGGAGCUCUUCAGUGCAAGACAAGCGUGAAGACAUGAAACAAAAGCAGCCAAUUAAUACCAGCUCUCAGCACAGACAUGAUCUCCAGAAUGUUGAAGCUUCUUAUCCUGAAGAGUGGGGUGGCAUUCCGUCAAAAGAGCUACAUGAGGCAAUAAUGCUGGAAAAGGCACUCUUUAGUGGAGUAGCUAAAGAAAGUGCUUCGCAUAAUAGUCAACCUGGAGUUCUCAAGGAGUCACAAUCUCCCGAUAAGAGGGUCGUUGGACAGGAACCUGAGAGAAAGGUAGCUUUUCCCAUUGAGCCGUCAGUUGAAAAUGAAGAUGCCAUCACUCUACUUGUUAGAAUGCCAGAUAGCAGCCGUCAUGGUCGUCGCUUUCUCAAAUCAGACAAGCUUAAGUACCUUUUUGACUUCAUAGAUGCUGCUGGAUUAGUCAAACCUGGCACAUAUAGAGUGAUUAGACCAUAUCCUCGACGUGCUUUCAGCCUUCAAGACGGUGCCUUAACCUUUGAGGAACUCAGUCUCACCAACAAACAAGAAGCGUUGUUUCUGGAACUACUGGAGUAGCAGUGUAACCAGAGAUUAAGAUAGCAGAAACUAGUUGAAGUUCAGUGUACUAUAAGUCUGUAAGCGCUUUCGUAGCUAACUGCAUAGUCACACACUUUGUAGUAGACUCUCUAGUUCAUUCGCUCACAAUGAAUCUCCGGUUUGAAA